AAAACAACUUCCCAUUUGACUGAAAAACUAUUUGAAGGGGUUUUGUGUUUUUUCUGACGCCUAUUUUUGUGCAAGAAAAACUCAAUUUUUUGCAUUUUUCUCUUGAGAAUUCCCAUUAUUUUCACAGUGAAUAGGACAGAAAUAUUGCAGAGCAUCUGAAGAUCACAUAGAAAAAUUUUGGAAAAAUGUCUGCUGUGUUGCGAGUUAAGAGGAGAAUUGAUGAAGAACCACUAAAUGCCUUUGUUCUCAAUUGCAAGAAGAGGAAAGUCAGUGAAGAAAAUGCAAUUGAGGCUGUUGCAUCUUCCUCGAGGAAUCCGGAGAGUCUCUUGGCGUCCAAAGAUGAGACAUCGACAAUUCUGAAGUUUGCCGGAACGGUGGAGAGUCAGGAUGAGAAUGUCACGAGCCAUAUAACAAAGCUGACAAUGGAAGAGGCGAAGGAGUUGAUGGGAAAGACGAGAAUUCCCCAGCCUGUGGCCAGAGCCAGAGACAAUCACAGAUUGAAGACGCAGGAGGAGAGAUUCAGGAUUGUAAAUUGCUCAAGGGCUGUGGAUGCAUCGAAUGCUGAGGAAGGGAAAGCCAUCACAAUUUUGGAUAUCGAGAAACAAGCUUCACAUUCAACCAAGGAAACUCCGGAAAAUCCGUCCAGAGACACGAGGCAAGACACUGAGCCACAAACUGCCAUCACGGGAUAUGUCUAUGAUUUGUAUGUGACAGAAAUUGGAGAUUUGGGAUCAGACAUCGAUGAUGGGAUGCUAGAGAAUCAACUGAGCAUUCAUCCGUUUGACUACCUCACGUACGGAAGUCGCAUGGACAAUGGCCUCGGAGGCUGUGACAGCGACGAUGAUGAAUCAGAUGAUUCCAAUGCCGAGAACAACUGGAGGAAUGACUAUCCGGAUUCAGAUCCCGAUUCCAGCAUCGAUGAGCGCGACAUGCGAAGAGCAGUUGAGAAUUUCAAUCUCGAUGAUGAUGACCUGUCCACAGAUGAAGGAGACUUCAUGUACGGAAGGGAAGACUCCUGGCAAGACUACGACGACUACGACAGCGAAAGGGGCAGAGACUUCGAAAGGUACCACAGAAUGCUGAGUGUCAUGGCUCGAGAAGGAAAUGAAGAUGACGACUAGAUUUCUUUUUUCAAGACGUUUUAUUCAACAAAAAUAUUACAAUCGCUGUUUCAAGUGCGACAAUAAAACAGCUACAAAAAAUA
Molecule: messenger RNA, 1204 nt
Organism: Phlebotomus papatasi
Lineage: Eukaryota; Metazoa; Arthropoda; Insecta; Diptera; Psychodidae
Gene: fs(2)ltoPP43
Product: probable RNA polymerase II nuclear localization protein SLC7A6OS
Exons: 4
Coding region: 186-1121 (311 amino acids)
Biological process (GO): developmental process
Source: RefSeq, a predicted model, not a curated record